Molecule: messenger RNA, 540 nt
Organism: Suncus etruscus (white-toothed pygmy shrew)
Lineage: Eukaryota; Metazoa; Chordata; Mammalia; Eulipotyphla; Soricidae
Gene: IL10
Product: interleukin 10
Exons: 5
Coding region: 1-540 (179 amino acids)
Biological process (GO): immune response
Cellular component (GO): extracellular region
Molecular function (GO): cytokine activity
Source: RefSeq, a predicted model, not a curated record
AUGUUCAGCUCCGCACUGCUAUGCUGCCUGGUCAUGAUGGCUGGGGUUGAAGUCUGCCAAACACAUGGCACCCAGUCUGGGCACAACAACUGCACUAACUUUCUGACUAAUCUGAACAACAUGCUCAGGGAGCUCCACACGGCCUUCGGCAAGGUGAAGGAAUUCUUUCAAACAAGGGACAAAGUGAAAAGCUUGCUGCUGAAUGAGUCGCUACGGGAAGAUAUUAGGGGUUACCUGGGUUGCCACGUUUUGUUAGAGAUGAUCCAUUUUUAUCUAAAGGAGGUAAUGCCCACAGCUGAGAAGCAGGAUCCAGGCAUCAAGCAGCAUGUGAUCUCCUUGGGGGAGAAUUUGGAGAUCCUCAGGCACAAUCUGUACCAAUGUCAUCAUUUUCUGCCCUGUAAAAAUAAAAGCGACGCAGUUGAUCAGGUGAAGAAUGCCUUCAGAGAGCUCCGAGAUAAAGGAAUCUACAAAGCCAUGAGUGAAUUUGACAUCUUCAUCAACUACAUAAAAGAGUUCAUUAAUUUGAGAAGGCCACACUGA